Exophiala oligosperma is the source of this 1367-nucleotide messenger RNA. RefSeq lists its product as uncharacterized. The transcript is spliced from 3 exons. Bases 188 to 1000 code for a protein of 270 amino acids. Lineage: Eukaryota; Fungi; Ascomycota; Eurotiomycetes; Chaetothyriales; Herpotrichiellaceae. Gene Ontology annotation, biological process: protein N-linked glycosylation; mannose metabolic process; GDP-mannose biosynthetic process. The record is from RefSeq and is a predicted model, not a curated record. Gene Ontology annotation, molecular function: phosphomannomutase activity. Gene Ontology annotation, cellular component: cytosol.
GCCACAUGUGCCAAAAGUGUGCCAUACAUUGAAAGUUACGGUGAGGUGUCUCUUCCUCAUAGCGUUCGGCCCUCCUUUUCCUGGUCCAAUCUGUCUGUGCCUUCUUGAAUAUCUUCGCCUUCUGAAUCAAGGAUCCCCUUGUGUUUGCCAUCUUAGUUAACCCUUCGCUGUCCUUUGUCCUACCAUCAUGGCCGACCUCUACCCAGACCUCAAAGACCGACCUCUCAAGGAGACAAUCUGUCUCUUUGAUGUCGACAACACCCUCACCCCUGCGCGCUUGCCCAUCUCGCCCGAGAUGAGACAGACUCUUGCCAGAUUAAGACACAAGUGCGCAAUUGGCUAUGUUGGAGGGUCCAACUUCCCCAAACAGCAAGAACAAAUCGGCACAUCGACGCUCUCGGUCAAGGAAUUCUUUGACUUCUGCUUCGCCGAGAACGGCCUUGAGGCUUAUCGUCUCGGGCAACCCCUACAGUCCACCUCAUUCAUCCAGUGGAUCGGAGAAGAAAAAUACCAGAAACUAGCCAAAUGGAUCUUGAAGUACAUUGCCAACCUUGAAGGUCUCCCGGCCAUGCGAGGAACGUUCAUUGAGUUCAGAAACGGUAUGAUCAAUGUCAGCCCGGUUGGUCGUAACGCCAGCACGGCCGAGAGAAACGAGUUCGAGGCUUGGGACAAGAAGACGGGUUGCAGACCGAAGAUGAUUGAAGAAUUGAAAAAGGCCUUCCCCGACUUGGCUGUCACAUACUCCAUCGGAGGUCAAAUCUCCUUCGACGUCUUCCCGACAGGUUGGGAUAAGACGUACUGUCUACGGCAUGUCGAGGCAGAGGCGGACCCAAGCAAGGGACUGUCCGGCAUCAACUACAAGAACAUUCACUUUUUCGGCGACAAAUGCUUCAAGGGCGGUAACGACUGGGAGAUCUACGACGAUCCGAGAACGAUCGGCCACUCCGUCAAAAACCCUGAGGACUGUCUGAAACAAAUCAAAGAACUCUUCGACGUUUGACUUGCAUCCCACCUCUAAGCGGACAUGCACCUCGAAAUGGCAACGGACGCAAAUUUUCUCAGACUUGCCCCCAGAGACCGAAAACUUUAAAGGAUGAUAAAUGGGUGUUUUUCAGCAAUCAUACGGUAGACUCAUAGACAGAGUACAACGGGAACAGGACAUGAUUUGGCUCACGAAUGAAAGAAGUAAUUGGCCCGAUGACCACUGCACGUUUCAGGAACUAUGACAGAUCCCAUGCGUUAUGUACCAUUCCACAUGGUCUGAUUGACCACGAGUAUGCCAUCAAAAUGUUCCCAGCAAGAAAUAGUUCUGGCUGGGCUCUACGUGUUAUUUUCUCUCAUAGCUUCCAUGACCAGGUCAACACUAC